CAUCAAAAUCAUUCUAUCCUAAACCAGAAGCACCACAGGGACAUUGAAGAUCUCUUUGCUGUAAUAUUGCGUUGUAUUUUUGCUUAUUCUAUAAGCAUACCUAUUUUGAAGAAAGUCUUAAUUUAAAAGUUUAUCUUUUAUCUCUUGUACUGUUGAACAAAACUAAAGAUGAAGAAGUCUUUUGGAGUAGUGUGCAUAUCACUAAUUUUAUGUGCAGCUCUGUCAGAAACAAUUGGAUUAGUGAUUGCGGGUAAAGAGAAGCGAGGGUGGACACUAAACAGUGCUGGCUACCUUUUGGGUCCCCGUCGUAUUGAUCACCUAAUACAGAUAAAGGAUAAUCCAAGCGUAAGGGGGAGAGAAGAACUGCUAAGUCAAUACGGCAUUGACGGUCACCGCACCCUCAGUGACAAGCAUGGCCUUGCUGGGAAGAGAGACAUGCCCCUGGACGAUGACUUCAAAACAGGUGCCUUGAGAAUAGCAGAUGAGGAUGUAAUACACACUGUCAUUGACUUCUUAUCAUACCUGAAACUUAAAGAAAUCGGAGCUCUGGAUACCAUGCCUUCCUCUCUCACAUCAGAAGAGAUGGGUCAGCCCUAGUUCAACUGAUCUCUUCUCUAUGCCUCACCCGCCUACAAACAACAGUAUCUGUACAUUUCCCAUUAUACUGGAUACUGGUGUCAUCAUAACAACAAUAUGCUAUACAGAUUAAUCACGUUCUUAUUAUAAUUUGAAAGAAAUGGAUUGAAUAAAACCUUUGAAUGGCAAAA
Salmo salar (Atlantic salmon) is the source of this 767-nucleotide messenger RNA. RefSeq names its product galanin peptides. NCBI's taxonomy places the organism in Eukaryota, Metazoa, Chordata, Actinopteri, Salmoniformes, Salmonidae. Gene Ontology annotation, molecular function: galanin receptor binding; neuropeptide hormone activity. Gene Ontology annotation, biological process: neuropeptide signaling pathway. Gene Ontology annotation, cellular component: secretory granule; extracellular region. The record is from RefSeq and is a predicted model, not a curated record.